Molecule: messenger RNA, 1940 nt
Organism: Theobroma umbraticum
Lineage: Eukaryota; Viridiplantae; Streptophyta; Magnoliopsida; Malvales; Malvaceae
Product: myb family transcription factor MOF1-like
Molecular function (GO): DNA-binding transcription factor activity; DNA binding
Source: RefSeq, a predicted model, not a curated record
AAUGAAAUCUGUGCCAAGAGAAAAAGAAAACAAGGGGAAAAUUUAUAUAUAUUUUUAUGGGGCCUUUUUGUGAUCAUGACGACGUUGGCAGUAUUACAAUUUAGAGAAUAUAAAUAUAUAUAUAUAUAUUUUGUAUGAAACUGUAGCAGAUAGCUCUGUAUAUAUUCAGAGAGAGGGAAUCAAAGGUCAAAGUAAGGCAGUUGGGUAGGGGUAAUGAUUUAAGGGAAGCAGAUCAGAAACUCGUGAUGGGAUUUUCGUUUUAUUUUUCUCUAUUCUUUUUUAUCUGAAAGUGUGCAGAGAUUAUAGAGUAUAGAAUCAGAACAAAGCCAGCAGUACGCAGGUGUUAUCAGUGCUCCUUAAGGAAUUUACAGCUUCGUCUCUUCCUUUUCUCGUGAUCUUUCUUUCUGUCUUUCCCUUUCCUUCCCUUUGUUGUUUAUACUUUUAUAUUUCUUUCUUUCUUUCCUUCAAGGGCUUCUGCACCUUGUGCCUUGCUGCUGCUGCUUUGUACCUAGACAAUUCCAACAAGAUCGAAAGAAGCCGGAGUAAAAGCUAACAUAAAAACCAGAAAGAUAGGUUUUUUUUUUUAAUAAAGUUUUUGUUAAGUCUUUCUCUCUCUUUGUUUCUUUUUCAUUGCAAGUGAUAGUAAAUAAGGGGAUUCCUUGCGGAGAAUCUUGGUGAAAGCCUGAAAGGAUAUACUUUUGGCUAAAAAGGGCUGGCUUCGAGAUACCCAUUUGAGUUUUUAAUCAAAGGGUUGUAAAGAUUGAAACAAGUUGAGAAAUGGGUAGUUGUGGGAGGAGUGGUGCAGUGAGACAGUACAUAAGAUCAAAGGUGCCUCGUUUAAGAUGGACUCCUGAACUUCAUCACUGUUUUGUUCAUGCCAUCGAAAGGCUUGGAGGUCAAGACAAAGCCACGCCAAAACUUGUUCUCCAACUGAUGGAUGUGAAAGGACUCACCAUUUCACAUGUGAAAAGCCACCUUCAGAUGUACCGGAGCAUGAGAAGUGAUCUCGGCAGACAAGAUAGGAGUUCGACCCAUCAAAGAAGACAAUCAUUUGAGAACCAUGAUGGAUGUGUUGAUGAAGUAGGUGAUAUGGGUUUUCACUCAACUUCAAAACCCAUUGAAGAAUCAGAUUCUCAUUUGAUCUACAGUCCUCCUCCUUCAAAAAGAGCUAGAAUCGAGACCAGGAGUUCAAUCUCUGAUCAGAAUCUGCAAUGCAGCCAAGGAAUAUGUGAGACAGUCUCAAAUCCGUACUCUUUUGAUGAUUAUCUGCAGACCAUGGCUGUGCAUAAGGGAAUAAAGGAAGGUAAUGGUGCUUUCAUAUGGGAGCACACCCAGUCUCAUUCCCAGGGUCAAUCCACAACCUUCUCUCUGCCGUAUGAUCUUUACAACCUCAACUCUUUCAAAUAUUCGAUGGAGGAAUCUGAUUUCCUUAAGGUUGCCAAGGUAGAAGCAGAAGAUCAUCACACACAUGUUGAACGAACUGUGAGGAGACGCGCAGGGGACAAGGAAGAAGUAGGCGGUGGUUGUGAAUUAUCAUUGUCACUCUCAUUGCAUCACCCAUCUUCCCAGAAAAGUAACACAUCUUCCACGAGUGAAAUCAGCAGCAGCGAGGCGUUCUCAUCAUACUCGAGGUCUAAUUAUAAAGACUGCUCCGGCACUUCCUCCGCCCAACGUAGUGUAAACUUAGAUCUUUCUAUUGCUCUUUGUGGCAACUAAUGUCUCCCAUAUUUCUUCUUUAUGAGUUAGGUUUCUUUUUUCCCUCCACCACCAUUUUAAGCUUAUAUAUAUAUAUAUAUAUAUAUAUAUAUAUAUAUAUCUUGGUUCUUAUUGCUUUUUCUUCUCCUUCUAACUCUCUGGUUAAUCAUGGCUCUAGCUCUCAUCUGGGGUUUGGUUUAGGGUGUAUGACCUGAAAUAGCAAGAACUUACCUAUAGUUUUCAUA